This is a messenger RNA of Physcomitrium patens, 3445 nucleotides long. The record is from RefSeq and is a predicted model, not a curated record. Lineage: Eukaryota; Viridiplantae; Streptophyta; Bryopsida; Funariales; Funariaceae.
CUCCGUUGCUGCCUGUUCGGAAGAGUAGAGUCUCGUGAUGAGGAGCAAGCAUCUUGUUGGCUCAAUCGACGGAUUCCGUGAGUUUAAUGAACUUUUUCCUGCACUCGUGGGAGCAAGUCAUGGAUCGAACUAUCUAUUUCUGGCUCGGGGAAGAGUGGGAGUCGAUGGGGCUGCAUAUACAUCGCCUCUCUCGCAGCGUCAAUCGGUAGAUUCUGGACUCGUGCGCGUACAAUUGAGUGCGGUUAGGGUGUCUGUUGAGUGGCGAGGAGUUUAAAUGGUUUGUUUCUUUCGUGUGAGUGAGUAGGAGGUCAUGAUCUGUUUCUGUUGUCGCUGUCAGUCACACGGAAUGUCUUCAAUUGUUGCGGUCAGCGUCAUACGGUGUGCAUUGGUUCGGUGUGCGUGAGUGUGCGCGCGCGCGCGUUUGCAUGUGAAGGCCAUUCUCAUUGCGUGCAUGUUAAGUCGAAGAUCGAGGGACUGAGGGGAAUUACACUUGCAACUGAAUAAGGCACCUGUAUUUGUAUGGAUCAUUAUUUACAGCACAAGGAAUUAGCUGCGAUUUUGUUUUGAUGUGUCAUUUAAGCGCAUGCGGUUGUGCUUAGCGGAACUCAUGUUCAGUAGAGUGCUCUGCAGUUAAUUUCAGAAUGCUGACGUACUAUGGUCUGCAGCAAUACUAUCGUGGCUGAGUCUUUUCCCCGCAAUACCUUGCAGCUCUCAGGGGUUGCUAUAGUAGACUUUCUAGAUUUUCAUGCAUACACUACGCUCUUGUGUGUCUCAGUGUUGCGCACGCCUCUUAGUUUCUGUCCAUUUCAAAGCUUUGAUGUUUCGCGGCACCCCUAUCUUUCGCCAGUCUGGUUGAAUUAGCACUUGAGCUUACUACAGUGGCAAAGAGCGCUUCAUGAUUAAGUAAUCAGUGGUAUCAUGACUCGGGGUGAGCAAUUUGCGAGACCAGCUUCAGGAUACUUGAUGUCCUACAACACUUAUUUUUCGAAACCAGCUCCAUGUUCUCCUAUGAAACCGACCUCAAAGGUCCUGCCAAUAUCAAGGGGUGAUCCUUUUCAUGUCGUUCACAAAGUACCUGUGGGAGACUCUCCGUAUGUGAAGGCCAAGCAUGUUCAGUUGGUUGAUAAAGACCCUGAUCGAGCGAUAGCACUAUUCUGGGCUGCCAUUAAUUCAGGAGAUCGAGUUGACAGUGCUCUUAAGGACAUGGCUAUCGUGAUGAGACAGCAAAAUCGACCACAAGAAGCUAUCGAGGCCAUCAAGUCGCUACGUAGCCGCUGCUCUGACCAGGCUCAAGAAUCCCUGGACAAUGUUUUACUUGAUCUUUACAAGAGAUGUGGAAGGCUUGACGAUCAAAUUGAUCUGCUGAGACACAAGCUUCAUUUGAUCCAUCAAGGGUUGGCCUUCAAUGGGAAGCGCACGAAGACGGCCCGUUCUCAAGGCAAAAAAUUUCAAGUAUCUGUGAAACAAGAAGCAACUCGCCUUCUUGGCAAUCUUGGAUGGGCAUACAUGCAGCAGUUAAAUUUUGUAGCUGCUGAAGCCGUGUACAGGAAAGCAUUGUCAAUUGAAACCGACAUCAACAAAGUUUGCAAUUUGGGCAUUUGCUUGAUGAAGCAAGGGCGUCUGGAAGAAGCUAAAGCCGCUCUUCAGAGAGUGACCGUAGCGUAUAGUGGCAUUCGGUGGGCAUCAGAUUCUCAACUUAAAUCCUAUGAGCGCGCCCAGGAUUUGUUAAAAGAGUUAGGGUCCUCCAUAGGGUUGAAGGGAUCUCAUGAUGAUAUUCUACAACAGUUGAGCUCAUUUACCAUUCCAGGUUGUAACUCAGAUGUGAGUGCUCACGACUCAACCUUGUGGCAACCUCAGCCAGCCAUGCCACGUCAACCUCGUCGUGCCUCUCGGUCUGGUCUGGAACAAGUUUCUCGGUCUAAUAUUGACCCGUCUAUGUCUGGUGCCUUCGUAGCCACUUCAGGAUUUGGCCCUGCGCAUCAUACCAGACAUGACAUGACCGGGAGCUACAGAACACAGUCUUGGCUACAAGAUGGUAGCUGCUCUGGAAGUUCCAGUGGUUGGGAUGAAGAUGAUUUCGAUGACGCAUCUCUUGAUGAAUUCUCUGAUGGAUCAGAUUUUCAAGGGUAUCCGCAGGAGUCAAUCAGUUCCAACCCCAUUGCUUCUGAGAACGAGGAGAUGCAAUGGCAUGUUGAGACCAGCUUGCGGGAGUGGUUGGAGAAGGCAAUCGCUUUGAAGAAUGGUCUGUAUGAGAGACAGCUUGGGAUGGAAGGUGAACGUGAAGCUUACAAGUCUUUUCCUGUCGCAACGGCGACCCCGCCAGCACGUGACAUGGCAUCAACUACUGUAGCUCAAUCUUGUAUCCCAGUUGCAAAGCCAACACAAUCCCUCUCUUCGAAGCUUUCUAGGACGCCAAUUAAAAAGUUCUUAGAUAUUGCUAAACCUCUUCCUUACCAGCACUCAAACUCAAGGGACGUUCCCUCACGUCACGCUGACGUUGAGAAACAGAGGACAAUCAAAGUUGAGGAGGAAAAGAGUACUUGGGAUUUACUGGACUUCACUUUCAACCCUGGUGACCUCGACUUCGGUCGAGCCAGUAACAGGUUUGAGACCAAUGAUGAAAUUCAGGACUCUUCUUUUAAUCGUGAAUUUGCAGAAAGAAUUACUUUCAUUUGACGACCUUUUUGCCAUAGAGAUAAAUAUGAGGCGGCAACGAAGAUUCCGGGUCGUACGCUUUUCUAGUGAUCACUCUACCUAAGACCUUUCAGGUGUGGGACUAGUCUCAGCUGUGAAAGACCAGCAACCGUAAAUCACAGCCACACUUUUACAUCAGCACUUAAGAACGCUACUGCAGGAGCGGUGGAGCAAGUGUACAUGUUUGAUAAAUUGAAGACAGGCUGCUCACGCCACACUCAUGAGGUAAAUAGACUGGUAUACCUCAUUGUAGAUUUUAUUUUCAGUAACACUGGAUGUAAUCUUGGAGAACAAUGUGGGAGAGCUAGAGCACAGUUGAAACGAUGCGCAAGCGAUUGUUCGCGAUCUUGAGAAACACAGUAGGUGUAAACUCAGUUACGUGGAGAGGCAGAGCAGCUUAUCACCUCGAGUGCAAAGCACCAAAUCAUCUCUACGCAUCGCAAACAGGUCCAUUAGUUUCACGUGACUCAUUGUUCUGCACAAACGCCAUGUGUAUAAUUGAGUUGGAGAUGAUUUGAAGAGAUACUCGCCAUGUUACUGGCUUAGUAUAGUCUUUAUAUUGUUACUUGAAACUUAUCACUGCGUAGUGUGAAGGUGAAUGACCUCCAUGGGAGAAGGCAAUCUAGGUUUCAGACUAUGGCUAAACAUUUCCCUUGGCAGCAGUAUUGUAUUGUAGUUGUUAAAUUCGAACAUUUUUCUCGUGGGUUUGUCCAAGCUUAACGUGUGAAUAAAACUGUUUUGAAUUCUCCUA